AUGGCGACGGUCAUCACCAUCCAGCCUUCCCCCACAGCUGGCUCCGCAGCCCCCGUUUCCUAUUCCUCACAAGCGCAUCAUUCGCCCUCGGACGCUCUUCGUCGUCGUCCUCACCCAUCCGCGUCCGCCACACCAAACACAUUGUCGCCUUCACCGGUGCAAGGCUCAUCGGGUCUGAACCGAACAUCUGGCCGGGAUGGGGCCAGCUGUGACGCUUGCUUGAGAAGAAGAAGCCGGUGCGCCAUGAACGAUAUCACCAACAAAUGCUACUCGUGCGAUUUUCAUCGCCAGGAUUGUACGUUUACGCUGUCAGCGGGUGGUCCGGCGGAAGCCAACACCAAGAAGCGGAAAUUACCAGAGUCGGGGCGGGAUUAUGCAGAGACCACGAAGAGACCCUCCACUGUUCAACCUGCCGAGGCUGAUCGACCCGUUCCGGAGAGUGAAAUGGCUCGUCCGGUUCAACCGCACGCGAUGAUUCGCUCUGGUUUCUUCAACCAGACGACGCAGCACAUCGGCAUGACGACCGAGCUCGAGCCGACCUUGCUGGAGUACCUCCCCUUGGAUGAGUAUGACGAAUGCACCGUCUCAGCUUCACGGAUUCGUCGUUGUGCAGACGACUGCACUUUUAUGCGCGUGGUCAAUACCGUGCCCAUUGGCGACUCGCAGGUCGUGUCGCUGGACGCCAUUGAGAGCCUGGUUGCUCCAUAUGGGUCUACUCUGGUGGAAAAGUUCUUCGAACACGUCCACCCGUCCUUCCCCAUCUUGAUGGAGGAUGCUUUUCGUCAAUCCUACCGGGAGCGGAGGCACCUGUCACCACUUCUGCUCGCCGCAGUCUAUGUGUUGACUUUGAAAUUUGUGGACGUGGGCUCGGGAUCGCAAACCGCCCGACGGCCUGAUGCCCAGCGAUUGGAGAGUGCCGCAUUGAAGCUCUUGGUGGACUCACUGCCGUACCCGAGCAUCUCCACCAUUCAGGCAGGCUUGCUGUUGACUCAGAAAUCGACGCUCGCCACAGCCUCCCUGAACGGUCAAUUGGUCACGGCCGGCUUCGAGCUUGGACUGCACCAAGACUGCACAACGUGGCGCAUGAAGACUUGGGAAAAGGGGUUACGGAAGCGAUUGGCUUGGGCCCUCUACAUGCAGGACAAAUGGUCCUCGCUGGUUCAUGGCCGACCAUCCCAAAUUUUCGCCUUCAAUUGGACUGUCAAGGAUCUGGUGGAGCAGGACUUCUCAGAUGCCUUUGUGUCCGGCACCAAUUCGGUUCAUGAUGACGGCGACGUGGGUCAUGGACCACUCCUGUUUUGUCACAUGGUGGCUCUCACUACCAUUCUGUCGGAUAUUCUUGACCGAUUCUACACGCUCCAGGCAAUUGAGGAUUUCCGUGCUGCGGGCACCCAACGCACGCGGAUCAUUCUAGACAAGGCCAAGCCUGCACAGAUCCGUCUGAAGGAGUGGUUCUCAUCCUUGCCCGCGGCCUUGAAGAUGGAAUCAUCCACCGGCGAGAUCGUGGAGACCAUUACAGACGAACACGCUCGAAAUGGUGCUCUGCAUCUGGCCUAUUUCGCCACAGAAAUUACCCUCCACCGCUGCAUCGUCCGGUCCCUAGCCGGUGAUGGCGCUGACCCUCACCUCGCACACAUCUGCCGGUCGGCGGCCAAGACACGACUGAUCUCGGCUAUGGACUUUGUCAACCGCCUGCGACCCGCUCAUCUGCGUUCCUUUUGGCCCGCCUCUGCGCGCACCAAUUUCUCGCUGAUCGGAUCAUUCGGCAUGCUGCUACGUGUCACUGCACCUACUCACGAAGAAGCCGAGUUCUACCGCAUUCGAUUGUGCGAGUACCGCUGGACGCUCAGUGUUUCCCACAAGAAUGCCGAAUUCAUGGGCUUUGCGUUGGAAAGCCUCGACCAUGCCACUAUGCUUGACAAGCAUGUCCCGGCCAAACCAAGUAUCGAGGAGUUGAUGGCGAAUUCUGCCAAGCAACCCUCACGGCCGAUGAUGCCCUCGGGCAGCUAUGACGAUGCCAUGGGUGGCAUUGAUAUGCAUGGUGGAACGGGCGCCAGUUCCUCGGUCAUCUCGGGUCUGGCGUCGCCAGCGACAAGCGUCAGCGAUAUUGACGGCGACGACACACCCAUGCAGCCUCUCUAA
Molecule: messenger RNA, 2142 nt
Organism: Penicillium diatomitis
Lineage: Eukaryota; Fungi; Ascomycota; Eurotiomycetes; Eurotiales; Aspergillaceae
Product: putative C6 transcription factor (OTam)
Exons: 2
Coding region: 1-2142 (713 amino acids)
Biological process (GO): DNA-templated transcription
Cellular component (GO): nucleus
Molecular function (GO): DNA binding; DNA-binding transcription factor activity, RNA polymerase II-specific; zinc ion binding
Source: RefSeq, a predicted model, not a curated record